Fulmarus glacialis (Northern fulmar) is the source of this 1860-nucleotide messenger RNA. It is a transcript of the gene LRRFIP1, whose product is annotated as leucine rich repeat (in FLII) interacting protein 1. The transcript has 25 exons. The annotation marks the transcript as partial. Gene Ontology annotation, molecular function: RNA polymerase II cis-regulatory region sequence-specific DNA binding; DNA-binding transcription factor activity, RNA polymerase II-specific. The record is from RefSeq and is a predicted model, not a curated record. Gene Ontology annotation, biological process: regulation of transcription by RNA polymerase II. Lineage: Eukaryota; Metazoa; Chordata; Aves; Procellariiformes; Procellariidae.
AUGCUGGCUGAAGCAAGACUCGCAGCAAAGCGGGCGGCACGGGCAGAGGCACGGGAGAUCCGAAUGAAAGAACUGGAGAGGCAGCAGAAAGAGGAUUGCAGAUGUGUUCCAGAGGUGGUAUCAUCUCAUCACCUGGCAUCAGCGCAUGCCAGGCAGCAGAAAGAAAUCUAUCAAGUUCAGAAGAAAUAUUAUGGUCUGGAUACUAAAUGGGGAGACAUCGAGCAAUGGAUGGAAGACAGUGAGCGUUAUUCCCGUAGAGCCCGAAGAAAUGCCUCGGCUUCGGAUGAAGAUGAGCGCAUGUCAGUGGGUAGCCGUGGAAGCCUGAGGUCUCAUUUGGAAUAUGCCAGCACCUACCCAGUGGCUGGAUUAGAGAAUGAGAGGACCAAAAAGAAGAAGUACUCCAAAGCAACCAAUGGUUAUGAGGAAGACGUGUAUGGAUCAUCCCAGAGUAGAAAAUCUAGCAGGGCUUCCUACUACUCUGAUCUGGGUCUUCACAACAGCGGCUAUGCUUCCACAUCUCAACCUUCUUCCCAAAAUGGAAACUGGGCGUCUGUGUAUGACGAGAGCGUUUACAGUGGGAGUCGUCGGUAUAGUGCCUCUAGUUCUCGUGCUCCUUCCGAGUAUAGCUGCUACCUUGGUUCAGGAUCUCGGGCAUCCUCAAGAGCCAGCUCUGCUCGGGCCAGUCCAGUGAUUGAGGAAAGGCCAGAAAAAGACUUUGAGAAGGGAGCACGUACUGUUUCAAGUUUAUCAGCAGCCACCUUAGCUUCUCUGGGUGGGACUUCUUCACGAAGAGGCAGUGGGGAUACAUCUAUCUCAGCUGAUACAGAGGCAUCUAUUAGAGAAAUUAAGGAUAUCUAUGAGUUAAAGGACCAGAUUCAGGAUGUAGAAGGCAAAUACAUGCAGGGACUGAAAGAAAUGAAGGACUCUCUAGCUGAAGUUGAAGAGAAAUAUAAAAAGGCUAUGGUGUCAAAUGCUCAACUAGACAAUGAAAAAACAAAUUUCAUGUACCAAGUAGAUACCCUGAAGGAUGCGCUCUUAGAGUUAGAAGAACAGCUGGCCGAAUCCAGGCGGCAAUAUGAAGAAAAAAGUAAAGAAUUUGAGAGGGAGAAGCAUGCUCAUAGCAUAUUGCAGUUUCAGUUCAUGGAAAUCAAAGAGGCUUUGAAGCAAAGAGAAGAAAUGCUUGCAGAAAUCCAACAGCUGCAACAGAAACAGCAGAGCUAUGUCAGGGAAAUUUCUGAUCUUCAGGAGACAAUAGAGUGGAAAGACAAAAAAAUAGGGGCGUUAGAGAGGCAGAAAGAUUUCUUUGAUUCCAUAAGAAGUGAGCGGGAUGACCUUAGAGAUGAAGUGGUUGUGCUGAAGGAGCAACUGAAGAAACAUGGAAUAAUCCCAGACUCUGAGGUAGCCACCAACGGGGAGGCAGACAUUCUUGAUAACGAGGGACACUUGGAUUCUCCCAACACUGUUCCAGGCACAACUCAGGCAUUAAAGACAGGAGGGGAGGGGACACUAGAUAGGCUGAAAAAACUCAUUGAUGAACGAGAAUCCUUACUAGACCAGGUUAAAAAAUUAAAGGGACAACUGGAAGAAAAGCAAAAAAAUGGCAAGAUGGAAAAUACACAGUCUGAAGAUGAAGUUCUGGAAAAUGGGACAGAUAUGCACAUGAUUGACCUCCAAAGAGAUGCCAACAGACAGAUCAGUGAUCUCAAAUUUAAACUAGCAAAGUCUGAGCAAGAGAUAACGGCAUUGGAGCAGAAUGUAAUACGAUUGGAAGGUCAGGUAGCCCGAUACAAAACUGCUGCUGAAAAUGCUGAAAGAGUAGAAGAUGAACUGAAAGCAGAGAAACGCAAACUACAGAGAGAG